Macrobrachium nipponense is the source of this 438-nucleotide messenger RNA. RefSeq lists its product as uncharacterized. Lineage: Eukaryota; Metazoa; Arthropoda; Malacostraca; Decapoda; Palaemonidae. Bases 1 to 438 code for a protein of 145 amino acids. The record is from RefSeq and is a predicted model, not a curated record. Gene Ontology annotation, molecular function: nucleic acid binding. The transcript has a single exon.
AUGGACUCUGACGUGAAACAUCCAAUGCUACUGCCACAACACUCGCACGUCACGACUCUAAUCGUACGAGAUGCUCAUGAGAAACUCGGCCAUGCUGGUAGAAAUCACACCAUUGCAGCAAUUAGAGAACGCUUUUGGAUUGUUUCAAUCAACUCUGCUGUCCGACGUCAACUCCACAAAUGCAUAACGUGUAGAAAAAUAAGAAAGCCAUGCCAAGAGCAAAAAAUGUCAGACUUACCUCAAGAUCGUCUCGAGCCAGCUCCACCAUUUACAUUCACAGGCGUAGACUUCUUCGGGCCGUUCAUUAUAAAAGAGGGACGCAAGGAGCUCAAACGUUACGGCGUCAUAUUCACCUGUCUUGUCAGUCGCUCCAUUCAUCUGGAAGCUGCUAACAGUCUCGAAACAGAUUCCUUUAUCACUGCUUGCAACGCUUCAUAG